AUGUUCAUCGGUGGCUUGAACUGGGAAACUACAGACCAAUCGCUGAGAGACUAUUUCUCCCAAUUCGGAGAGGUACAAGAGUGCACCGUAAUGCGCGACAGUGCUACUGGUCGCUCUCGAGGCUUUGGUUUCUUGACAUUUAGGGACCCCAAGACAGUCAAUACUGUGAUGGUUAAAGAGCAUUAUUUGGAUGGAAAGAUUAUUGAUCCCAAACGUGCGAUUCCCCGCGACGAACAAGAGAAGACAAGCAAGAUCUUCGUCGGUGGUGUGAGCCAAGAAGCAAAUGAGCAGGAUUUUAAGCAGUUCUUCAUGCAAUUCGGCCGCGUUAUUGAUGCUACCUUAAUGAUCGACAAGGAUACCGGCCGCCCUCGUGGCUUCGGCUUUGUGACGUUCGACAGUGAGGCAGCAGUUGAAGCAGCUCUAUCGCGGCCCCUUGAUAUUCUGGGCAAGCCCAUCGAGGUCAAGAAGGCCCAGCCACGGGGCAACCUGCGCGAUGAAGAAGAGCGGAGGCGUCGUGGCCGGGAAGGUUUCCGCGAUGCAGGUCAGGCUGGCGUCGAUAGCUCUCAGCAACAAGGCGCUGCAGGCCAAGCUGGAAUGGGUCCUGGCAUUACUCCUCAGAUGAUGGCACAGUAUUGGCAGCGUAUGCAGCAAUACUUUACCAUGAUGCAACAGCAAAUGGCCGUCGCAGCCGCACAGGGUCAAGGCGGCAUGGGCGGUAUGGGAAUGGGUGGAAUGAACCCGGCCAUGAUGCAACAAAUGCAGAUGAAACAGAUGCAGCAGAUGCAAAUGGGCAAUAACCAACAGCAGGGAAGCAUGAGUCCUCCAUCGCAGAGUCCGACUCCGCAGAUGCAGAACAUAAUGAAUCCCGCAAUGAUACAGCAGAUGCAACAGAUGCAGCAAAUGCAAGGCCAGGGCCAAGGUCAAACCAACAAUGCAGCCACCGGAAACAUGCAAGGGCAAAUGGGUAUGGGCAAUAACGGCAGCGGUGCUGGCUCACCAGCAGCAGCAGGAGGAGGUACAGGAGGCAACUUCACAGGUAACCGUGGCGGACCUGGUUAUAAUGCUCAUGAACAAAUUGCUUUCGAGCAGCAGAAAUACGAACAGCAGCAGGCUCGUCGCGUCGUAGACAACCGCGGUUUCUCGCCGUAUCAGCAAGGCGGCCCGACCUCAUGGGAGGGCAUGUACGACGAAGUUCCCCAACCGAACAUCCCAAGUGGGCCUCAAGGUAUGACACGUGCCGGAAGUAUGGGACGUGGGACUACCCCUCAACCCCAGGGUACUCCGCCGGCAAACGCCCCGACGGGCCCUAAGAACGCUGGGAAACCCGGUGCCAACUACCGUGGGGGUGGCCGCGGAGGACACCGAGGCUUCCACCCUUACUCUCGGGGCUAG
Aspergillus ruber CBS 135680 is the source of this 1392-nucleotide messenger RNA. Its product is annotated as heterogeneous nuclear ribonucleoprotein HRP1. Bases 1 to 1392 code for a protein of 463 amino acids. Gene Ontology annotation, molecular function: RNA binding. The transcript has 4 exons. NCBI's taxonomy places the organism in Eukaryota, Fungi, Ascomycota, Eurotiomycetes, Eurotiales, Aspergillaceae. The record is from RefSeq and is a predicted model, not a curated record.